CGCGCUCACAUCACACCGACCCUGCUACUCUUCGCGGACACGGCGCUUUUAGACGCGAGGGGCGGCGGCGUCAGGAAGGACGGCUUCACCGUUUCCACCGGUUUUGCGACUCUUCUGUUUGAAGCAAACUUUAUGGGACUGAAAGGAAGUUUGGUACGUUUAACGACGUGUCGUCCUGCAGCGUUCACGUGACGUUUUAUUGUCUAUUUCUGUUUGGAGCGAGCAGAGCGCGAGGGCUUCUCAGGUGUUGGAUGUUCCUGCCGUAUUUUUUUUUAUCUUAUAAUUAAUUGAGCUGGGAGAAGAAAAGAUCUUUUUGUUGCCCGACUCUAAAGAGAAACUUUACCCAAAGUUUUACUUCUUCCGUUUAUUGGACGCAACGCCAAGUGGAAAAGUUCAAACAGGUGCCAGGAUGGAUGAGGCAGAGAAGUACCAACAGCGACUGGAAGCCAUCGCUGAGAAGCGUCGGUUGCAGGAAGAGCAGGACAAAGCCAAAAGAGAGAUGGAAGAUGAGAAGCUUAGACUACAACAGCUCAAGCGGAAGUCUUUGAGAGAUAAGUGGCUGAUGGAAGGACCUCCAUUGUCCCCAACCUCCCCAAAUUCCCAGAGCCCCCAUUCCCCUUCAUGGAACACCCAAGCACAGGAUAUGGAAAAGCACACUGACAAGUUGCCGUCGCAGACCGAGCUGAUGGCAGAGGAGCAGGAGAAGCUGAAGAAACAAAUGGAAGAUGACCAACAGGAGGAAGUGAAAGUAGCUGAACCUGAAGCAGAAAUCUUCCAAGAUAUAUUACAGAAUGGAGAGAACAAUGCAACACGAUCAGAAACAUCUGACAAUGAAGGAAAGGUAAACCAAAGCCCACCAGGUGUUAAAACAACCGUCCUGACCAACGGUGGAGGAGAACUGGAAGCAAAUGGCAAUCGCAGCACACCAGAGCAGAGCGAGUUCAACACAAACGGACCAAUCACAGCGACUGAAGUCGGCGUGAAGCUGGAAUCGGAGACGGAUGUUACUGAGGCAGAGUUAGGUCAGGUUCCCAGUGAUGGGAUUAAUGAAGAGGAGGAAGAAGGGAUUCUGGUGAUGAGAGCAGAAUGUGUGCUCAUCACAGAUGAAGGGGAUGAUGCACCCGAGGAGUUUAUUUCCCAUGAAGACCUGCAGGAGUCCAUGCAGUCAGACCAGCUCCCUCGGCCAAAUCUGGAGGCAGGCAAAGAGACAGAAGAGGCUGUAGAGGAGCAAGUAAACAAAGAAACUGCUCCAGGAACUUUAACAGAAAUGGAAAAGAGUGAAGCAGCUGAGGUGGCUACAGAAGCACAACUAGCAACUGAAAAUGAAGAUGUGGGAGGGGACAUAAAGUCAAGCAACGAUGCAGAUGAAGAGACAACAGUUGAAGGCCAAGAUGAAAAAACAGAAGAUCCAAACUCUGCAGAUGCUUUAGAGGACUCCACAGUGGCUUUGGUGCCAGCUUAUCCUGAGGUGCCACUCUCCACUGGAACUCCUCACAUAGAGGCUGAAGCUACAACAACAUCAGAAGGAGCUGAGGGAGAAUUAAAAGUGGAGGAGCCGGCCUGCCUGCCUGAGCAGUUCCAAGAGGUCCCUCUGACUGAUCCACAAGACCAGCAGAAGCCAGGGGAGCAGGAGCCACUUCUACAGAAAGCUGAAGCCUCCAACACAAAGGCAGAGUCAGCAGGAGCAAACAGCCCAGGGAGCCCAUCCACAGCUGGUCCAGGAGGGGAUUCUGAAUCACCCAAACACAAAACUUGCCAGUGCUGUUCUGUCAUGUAAACCACCUCUCUGUCCUCGCAGCCUCCUCUGCCUGCUGGUGUCCUUCAGUCUGUUACUCUGCAGUCCAUUUCAUAACACAUUCCUUCCAUCAUUUUCUUUUUUUUUUUUUUAAUCAGCAUAUCCACAAGUUGCUUCCCUUUCCUACACUAUCCUCAGCCAACAUAACAGGAAGCAAACUGUCCAACAUGAAAGGGCUCCUUUUAACUGAACUUUGGAUUUAAGGGCCUCGAGGAUUUCACCUUAACAGAGUACACAUAAAUAGUGAAAUAAAAUCUGUUCUUUAAAGGUGGCCUAAAACAUGGAACCCUUUUACUGUGUUUGAUAUCCUUUUCUUUGUUUGCAGAAGAGCCAGCAAGUCCACGUAAACUCAAAACUUCAGAUGCAAUAACAAUUCAAAACUGACUUAAAAUGUACUGAUUGAAAAUCACUUGCUAAUUUUUUUUAAAUUUGAGAUUUAGUAAUUCUUUAUUUUCAUGACUUUGAAGCUGAAUUAUUUUAAUGGGUUUUUGAAAUUUUGAGAAAUUCAAUUUAACUCAAGCACAAUGUAGAGCCUGAACUUUUUAUUCACUGUUUCCAUAUACUGUUCUGGUAAUGAAAAGACCUGUAGUUUGAAUGGUGUGAUUUAUUUAAAAAUAGAAAAAAAAGUGUGCACCAUUCUAUAUUUUAAAGACCAAUCUGACUAUUUUAAAAUGGAAAUAAUUUUUAAAUAGCUAAAGUAUGAACUUUUUUAUUUUACCACAUGUGCUUUAGAUGAGGUCCAGAGUUUUGUGUAUGGAUGUAUAUACUGUAAACAUUUUUUGCUCUUUAACAUGGUUGCUAAAUGAUUUAAUGAUUAAACUGACAUUUGUGGUAAACUA
Molecule: messenger RNA, 2634 nt
Organism: Melanotaenia boesemani (Boeseman's rainbowfish)
Lineage: Eukaryota; Metazoa; Chordata; Actinopteri; Atheriniformes; Melanotaeniidae
Gene: palm3
Product: paralemmin 3
Exons: 8
Coding region: 410-1777 (455 amino acids)
Source: RefSeq, a predicted model, not a curated record